GCACCGUGCCGGGCCCUAUAAAGGCGGCCGUGGGGACACCCCCGUGUCCCGGCUGUGCCAUGGCAGCGGGGCGGCCCCCGGCGGCGUUCUCGGGCGCCGGGCAGCGGAGCGGGCUGGAGGUGUGGCGGGUGGAGAGCCUGGAGUUGGUGCCGGUGCCUCCCAGCCGCCACGGAGACUUCUUUGUGGGGGACGCGUACGUGGUGCUGAGCACCCGGCGCACCGCCACCGCCGUCGCGUACCGCCUGCACUACUGGCUCGGGAAAGAAUGUACCCAAGAUGAAAGCACAGCUGCAGCUAUCUUCACUGUUCAACUGGAUGAUUAUUUAGGAGGAAAGCCUGUGCAGUGCAGAGAAAUUCAAGGAUAUGAGUCUACUGAGUUUGUGAGCUAUUUCAAAGGAGGAAUUAAAUAUAAGGCAGGUGGUGUCGCCUCUGGAUUUAAUCAUGUUGUUACUAAUGAUCUGAGUGCCCGGAGGCUUCUGCAUGUCAAGGGCCGGAGAGUUGUAAGAGCCACAGAAGUCCCCCUGGCUUGGACCAGCUUCAACAAAGGAGAUUGUUUCAUUAUCGACCUUGGAACUGAAAUCUAUCAGUGGUUUGGCUCAUCAUGCAAUAAAUACGAGCGUCUGAAGGCUGCUCAGGUUGCCCUUGGCAUUCGGGACAAUGAACGAAAUGGAAGAUCUACAUUAAUUACAGUGGAAGAAGGAAGUGAACCAGAUGAGCUCAUACAGGUUUUAGGGGCAAAGCCAGAACUUCCUGAAUGUGGUGAUGAUGAUGAUGAGAUCGCUGAUAUUACAAAUAGGAGAAGUGCUAAACUAUAUAUGGUGUCAGAUGCAAGUGGAUCCAUGAAGGUGUCAGUGGUAGCAGAGGAAAACCCCUUCUCUAUGGCUAUGCUUUUGUCUCAGGAGUGCUUCAUUUUGGAUAAUGGUGCUGCAAGGAAGAUCUUUGUGUGGAAAGGCAAAGAUGCUAACCCACAAGAGAGAAAGGCUGCCAUGAAGAAUGCUGAAGCAUUCAUACAGCAGAUGAAUUAUCCUGCUAACACACAGAUUCAAGUACUUCCAGAAGGAGGUGAAACUCCAAUUUUCAAACAAUUUUUCAAAGACUGGAAGGAUAAAGAUGAAAGUGAUGGCUUUGGCAAAGUAUAUGUCACAGAGAGAGUGGCUAAAAUUGAGCAGAUUGAAUUUGAUGCUACCAAGUUACAUGAGUCUCCACAAAUGGCUGCCCAACAUAACAUGGUAGAUGAUGGUUCAGGAAAAGUAGAGAUCUGGCGUGUGGAAAGCAGCGGCAGAGUUCCUGUGGAACCCGAGACAUACGGACAAUUCUAUGGUGGUGACUGCUACAUUAUCCUCUAUACUUAUCCUAAAGGGCAGAUCAUCUACACAUGGCAAGGAGCCAAUGCUACAAAAGAUGAACUGACAGCAUCUGCAUUUCUGACAGUUCAGCUUGAUCGCUUAUUGAAUGGUCAGGCUGUGCAGAUUAGAGUCAGCCAAGGCAAAGAGCCUGCCCAUUUACUGAGCUUGUUCAAAAAUAAGCCACUUAUUGUCUACAAGAAUGGGACAUCCAAGAAGGAAGGUCAAAAGCCUGCUCCACCCACACGGCUCUUCCAAAUCCGCAGGAACCUGAUAUCCAUCACCAGAAUUGCGGAGGUUGAUGUUGAUGCAAUGUCACUGAACUCCAAUGAUGUUUUUGUUCUGAAACUGCCAAACAAUUCUGGCUACACCUGGAUGGGAAAAGGAGCAAACAAAGAAGAAGAACAAGGAGCUCAAUACAUUGCCAGUGUUCUUAAAUGCCAGACUACUAAGAUUAAUGAAGGCCAGGAACCAGAGGAAUUCUGGAAAGCACUUGGAGGUAAAAAACAGUAUCAGACUUCAUCACAGCUCUUGACAAAGGGUGAAGAUCAUCCUCCUCGCCUGUAUGGUUGUUCUAAUAAGACUGGCAGAUUUAUUAUUGAGGAGGUCCCAGGAGAAUUCACUCAGGAUGACUUGGCUGAAGAUGAUGUCAUGUUGCUGGAUACCUGGGAACAGGUUUUUAUCUGGAUUGGGAAAGAUGCUAAUGAAACUGAACGACAGGAAUCCAUGAAAUCUGCCAAACGCUAUAUUGAAACAGAUCCUUCUGGCAGAGAUAAGGGGACCCCCAUCGUUAUUGUGAAGCAGGGUUACGAACCCCCAACAUUCACCGGCUGGUUCCUGGCUUGGGACUCCAACAAAUGGAAAAACUGAUGUACCCAAGAAAGCUUCAGCUUCAAGCCAAAGAAUGAUGAGAGCACAGCUAUUUUCUAGUAUUUUUAAGCAUAAGCUUAUGAAACGAUAUGAUGCAGCUGUUGUUACCCUUGCCCAAGCUUUUCUAUGAAUAACUUAGAAAAUCUCAGCACUGGAAAGGCUAAAUGAUAAUUACAAACUUGUCAAAUGAGGUAGGUGGGGCUACAUGUGGAAAAUGUGGAAAAUGCUACCAUACUUUGUUUAAUCAAUGAGUUCUUCACACAGAAGCCUUGGAUCAGUUACUGUGCUAAAAUGGGCCAUAUUUUGCCUUCACUUAAAAAUGAAAACUAAUGCCAAAGAAAUUCUUUUAGAUUAAGGUCAGCAUAAUUUUGUGCAGAAUUUGGCCUGAUGAAGGACUAAUUCUGUAUCUCAUGUAAAAUUUCAGAUGGUGCCUGACCCAGAGUGGGAGCUUUGUCUUGCAGGGGGCAGACAAGAGAUGAGUAUUUCAACAAAGCUGUUCUUAACAUGUUGGUUUGCUCUUAGUAAAGUUUGAGCUUUGAACUGUAUGCUUGUAAGCAUAUGAAAUCUACAAAGGUGUUUUGUAUUUUUUUUUAGGGUCUGUCUAGCUCAUUUAAAUAGAUUUCUCUAUGUGAACCAGCCUCUAGCUCCAGAUCUUUUUAACUGAAGCUCUUAAACAUGUUCUAGGGCACUACUGCUUUUAAGUGGAAGCAGAAGUAACAGCUUUAAAAAUACUUACUCUGCCUUAACCAGACUGCACUUAAGCCAUACUUUGUCCCUGUUGCCUUACUCAGCAGUACACCAUUUUUUUUCUGGCAUGGAGAUUGCUGACAUUGUCAGGUACAAGAUGUGUUUCUAACUCAUUUUCUACAGGUCUCAGUCAAGUAUCAGCAAAGAAACUCUUUGUUUCAGUAACAUUCCACAUCCUGGAAAUUUGGAGUACGAGUAAGCACCACAUAAUAAGGCCUUAUCCUUUUCUUUCAGUUAUUUCAAUUUUUUGUUUUUAUUCUGGUGAAUUUAAGAGUACAUUUUCAAAGUGUUUUAUUGUUAUUAUUUGUAGGUUAUCCAGAAAGGUCUCCUUAAGAGCAUUGGGAAAAGUUCUGCUACAAAUUUUAGUACUGCUUUGAGCACUUAACCUAUAACGCUUGUUUUAAACAAUUUGUACAGCUGUAAAUCAUGUCAACGUGGCUUUUUAAGGAAUGUUUUCAACUCCUUUAUUGUUCUCAUAAGUUAGUUUGGAAAAUGAAUUUUUACUCAUUUUUGUAUUUUUUUUUACCAUGAUUGUGAUUUUGAAUGUGAAUCAUGCAGAAGAGUGAAUUUAGUCUGAGCUCAUAUCAGUGACAAAACAAUGGAGAAGCUAAUUGAUUAUUUCUGGGAGCUUUUUGGCUUUAAACAUUUGUUUAAAUCUCUCCUUAAAUAACUGGGCUGUAUCUGAAUGUCAUUUCAUUCAAAAUAAAAUUACAAAACAGUACUGUA
Messenger RNA from Oxyura jamaicensis (ruddy duck), 3686 nucleotides. It is a transcript of the gene SCIN, whose product is annotated as scinderin. Gene Ontology annotation, cellular component: cytoplasm; actin cytoskeleton. Lineage: Eukaryota; Metazoa; Chordata; Aves; Anseriformes; Anatidae. Gene Ontology annotation, biological process: actin filament severing; barbed-end actin filament capping; actin polymerization or depolymerization. The record is from RefSeq and is a predicted model, not a curated record. Gene Ontology annotation, molecular function: phosphatidylinositol-4,5-bisphosphate binding; actin filament binding. The transcript has 16 exons. Bases 60 to 2213 code for a protein of 717 amino acids.